This is a messenger RNA of Gossypium raimondii (Peruvian cotton), 1098 nucleotides long. Its product is annotated as ethylene-responsive transcription factor WIN1. The record is from RefSeq and is a predicted model, not a curated record. The transcript is spliced from 2 exons. Gene Ontology annotation, molecular function: DNA-binding transcription factor activity; DNA binding. Gene Ontology annotation, biological process: regulation of DNA-templated transcription. The coding region runs from base 213 to 815 and encodes 200 amino acids. Lineage: Eukaryota; Viridiplantae; Streptophyta; Magnoliopsida; Malvales; Malvaceae.
ACUCUAUAGGACGGUACUUUUAGUAUUUAGCCGACAAUCCAUCUUUUCAGUUAAAACUUUCCGCUGUGUAAAAUCUCCCUUCAUAUAUGAUAUCUCUUAGCUCUCGUAUGCACUCUCAUUCAACAACAAUUCUAUAUCCAUAGAUGGUUCUUUUUUUCCUUUGAGCCUGAUUUUUCCCCUGCCCUUUUCAACCCUCCAUUUGUUUCCAAAUUAUGGUGCAAUCAAAGAAGUUUAGAGGUGUUAGGCAGCGACACUGGGGCUCCUGGGUGUCUGAAAUUCGCCAUCCUUUAUUAAAGAGAAGGGUAUGGCUAGGAACAUUUGAAACAGCUGAAGAAGCAGCCCGAGCUUAUGACCAAGCAGCCAUCUUAAUGAGUGGAAGGAACGCAAAAACCAACUUCCCCAUAUCACAAACACCAAGUGGAGACCCAAAAGGCACUGAAAAUACCCAUUCAAGGGUACCAUCAAAUGAGCUAUCUGAAAUCCUCCAUGCCAAGCUUAGAAAAUGCAGCAAGGCACCUUCUCCUUCAAUGACUUGUCUGAGGCUUGACACUGAGAAUUCUCAUAUAGGAGUGUGGCAAAAGCGGGCAGGCCAGACCUCAGAAUCCAAUUGGGUAAUGACUGUUGAGCUUGGAAAAGGAAAUACUGAAGUUUCAGCGAAUACGGUGCCUUCCAAUAACCAAGGCUUAACUGGGCCUGAAGUGGGACCAGACAUGGACGAAGAGGAGAGAAUCGCACUACAAAUGAUAGAAGAGCUGCUUAAUAGGAACUGUUCUUCAUUUGAUGAGCAAGAAGGAGAUGGUAACUUGUUGCAGUAGUACCCAUUAAUUCUCUUGGGCUGUUCAUUUGCUUUGGUUUGAAAAGUCAUAUAGUGUGUUGUAUAGGAUAUUAAUAUCAUGUCAGUCAUCGGUGCAUAUAUAAAAAAUAUAUUAAGCAUUCAUGCAGAAAGGAGGGAAGGAUACCAUAAUUAAGAAAUUAAAGUCCGUCAUAUAUAUCACAUAAUUAUAGCUUACAGCUAUAGAAGGCGUCUGGUUUACAUUUGCAAAUGUUGUUUGUGAAAAAGAGAAAUAAUUGAAUCAUAUAUGAAUUCUUUGUCUCGUA